Messenger RNA from Drosophila virilis, 820 nucleotides. It is a transcript of the gene Muted, whose product is annotated as biogenesis of lysosome-related organelles complex 1 subunit 5. The record is from RefSeq and is a predicted model, not a curated record. Gene Ontology annotation, cellular component: transport vesicle; BLOC-1 complex. Lineage: Eukaryota; Metazoa; Arthropoda; Insecta; Diptera; Drosophilidae.
AAUUGCGGUAUAUCGUCGGCCCACUCAUGUGACAGAAGCAAAAAAAUAGGAGUUUUAUGAAGAAAAAUAAUGAUAAGCCAAGUUGGAAGAGAGUUAUACAAGGUGCCGCAUCGCAUUUUAGACCAUCGCGUAUUUGUUAACGGCGAAAUUGAAACAUUUUUGGAUAAUUUCGAAGUAAAACGCAACGAUAGCGAAGUCGAGAAACUUUUUCAGGUCACCGAAAUUGUGGGCUCACUUAAAUACGACCUCUCAGAGCGGUGCAUUGCAUUAGGUAAUCAAAAGCUUACCGAACUUGCCACAGGUGUUAACAAUUUGCUUGGUGGCGUUGAGGCGCUUCUGGACAAAGCCAAAGUUGAACGAACACCCAGCGCGAAUCUACAAGAGGCAAGACUUGCACGUGAGCAACGUAAAGCAGAGUUUAUAAACAAUCUGCAGCACAGUUAUCAAAGAAUUGAUAACUCAUUCGAGGAAAAGGAGGAGGAAAUAGCCGAACUUUACUCGGACUUGCAACUUAAGCUAAACAUUAACAAAUAAGUAGGCCAGCGGAAUGCUGAAGUCAACUAUUGUGGACACUCGUGUGCGGCUCCGGCCAUCCAAGAAGUUGUUGGAAUCGCUAAACGCACAGAAGGAACAUCUGAAAGAGCUGCCGGCAAAUGUGGCCACUGCACUGGAGAAAAACGGCUACAGCGUUCCGAAAAGUAUCAGAAUCUUGAAAGACAGUGAGCUUGUCUUCAAGCGACCACAGAUUGAUACAAAGCUGCUGGAUAAACUAACAGCAGAUGUCCCAGACGUGCCCCAAGAAACAGCUGAAGCCCCAGAG